This is a messenger RNA of Trichophyton rubrum CBS 118892, 1344 nucleotides long. RefSeq lists its product as uncharacterized. The transcript has a single exon. Lineage: Eukaryota; Fungi; Ascomycota; Eurotiomycetes; Onygenales; Arthrodermataceae. Gene Ontology annotation, cellular component: mitochondrion. The coding region runs from base 1 to 1344 and encodes 447 amino acids. The record is from RefSeq and is a predicted model, not a curated record.
AUGCCAAAGCCCCACGGCCUCGUCUCGUUGUGCCGAGAACCAACACAUCUUCCGUUUCUCUACCUUACCGCGACUCUAACAGCCCCAGUUCAUCGGGCGCAACCGAACCAACCUCGCCUGCCAGCAGGCAACCAGCAAAGAUGCCCGUUUUCGAAUUCUAGCCGACAUGAGUUACGAUCGUAUCCAGGACGUCGGCAUGCGAAAUCUCAGGCCCCGAUUUCUACGCCGGCUCCCCGAAAUUCGAGAGUAACUGGCCGCUUUUCCGUACCUCAGAAUGGGAACACAUCUGCAAACGAUAGUUCUUCAGCCCAAGAUAACCGGGAAAUAAAAAAUAUUUUUAGCUCUGUUUUAAAGACGAUGAGUGAGCUUAACAGCCGGAGCAGCCGCAAGAAACUCCAGCAGCCGUUAAAUACUCUCUCUAAUUCUGGCUUGGAGAAAGCAAAUGUGAACGAUAAACUGCACAACUUUCAACUCACAAAAGUCGAUCCGUCGUCACCAGACGAAGCGAAAUUCGCUGGCAUUGAUCUUUCUGUUGCCGCAUUCGCUGUAGCGCAAACUGAAACGAAGAGAAUUUGCAAGGAGAUUGACGACGCUGUGAUGGACGGUAAAGGCGACCUCGGGAUCUGGAAAGUAUGCGAGAACAUGAUCUUUCCAAUGCUGAAACAAGCCGGUUUAGAUGAGAUACUGUCUUCCGGUUCAACAGCAAGCGUUUCCGAAAGCGGUGAUAACGCUUCUGGAAACCUAUGCAAUCUGCCCAACAAAUAUAACAAUACCCCGUGCCAACCAAUUUGUGUCCAUCCAGACAUACCUAUUGUAACUGUUGUACGACAUGUAUACCCUGCUACUCUUCUUCAUGCUUUGAGAAUUCUUCAAAAUAAGUUUCCAAUGUCUCCACUCACCAUUCGAUUAUUUGAAAGCAUCCGAUCCCACGGACGAGCUUCGUUCGUUAUCGGGUCAUCAAAGGAACUAUUCCAUGAAUUAAUAGAUUUCCGCUGGCGUGUUCACAAUGACUUACCAUCUAUCGUGUCUUUGCUUAAAGAAAUGGAGGAAAAUGGCAUCGACUUUGAUAAAAGAACACUUGAGUUAGUAGAAAGAAUUAGGCAACGUGGGGCACGAGCAAUAUUGAAAGCACGACAGUCCGACGGACGAAACAAGAAUAGCAGCAUCAAGAGCAGAAACAGAAGAACGGGCAGCAAUGCUGGUGUCAGCUGGUGGGAUUCACCUGCUAUCCGAAAGGCGUACCGGGAACUUACGAGCUGGGCAAAGGGUAUGGAUGCACAAAUCCGAGAGUUUAAAGAGCUUGAGGAGAAGGCACAGGAGUUAUGGAGCAUCAAACGCCCAUGA